Molecule: messenger RNA, 497 nt
Organism: Bactrocera dorsalis (oriental fruit fly)
Lineage: Eukaryota; Metazoa; Arthropoda; Insecta; Diptera; Tephritidae
Exons: 1
Coding region: 93-392 (99 amino acids)
Source: RefSeq, a predicted model, not a curated record
CGAGUAUAAUCAAAACGUUUGCGACUCUUCUAUAGUAAUUUCCUAAACAAAUACUCUGAACCGUUCUUAAAACAAAAAACAAUUCAGUGAAAAUGCGCGCCUUCAGCGUUUGCUUAGUACUGGUCCUAUUCGUGGCGCUGCUGGUCGGCACUAGCGGUAAUCCCGUCGGCGAUAAUGCCGUGCUCACUUCAGAGACAGCCGAAAAACCGUUAACUUUGUUCGAUGUCGACGCGCAGCAAGGACAUGAAAACGAAGGCGAUCGCUUGGCGCGGGCUUACGGUGGCUACCGUGGUGGCUAUGGUGGUUAUCGUGGCGGUUAUGGUGGAUAUCGUGGCGGAUAUGGUGGAUACCGCGGUGGAUAUGGCGGUCGUCGUGGUGGUUAUUAUGGUUAAAAUGACGAGAAAUAUACGAAAAACUAUAAUGUGAAUUGUGAAAUUAAAUUAAAUUUGUUGUGUUUUCUAAUAAAAAAUUAUUACGGGAUAUUGCAUGAGUUAAAA